CAUCUGACGUUACAGCCUGUCAUUGUCCAUAGGGAAGCACUUAUGGAAAUGAAGCACAGUCAGACAGCACGCCUGUGACUUGCCAUUAUCACUACAGACAGAUUGUACACAGUGCGUGUUGGUUGCUAUGGGGCAGUGACUAACAGCAGCUUAUGUUUUCCUUUUUCUUGAUUUAGUAUCUGAUGAGCUCACAGUGCAGCUCCAUCUCUGCAAUAUUCUCUCUAUAGAAAGGAGCACAGCACAGGAUAUUUACAGGAGGAGCAAGAUUAGGGGAUGUUGCUUUCCUCUUCAGCCUUGCUCUGGGAUUGCAGAUCUCUCCUGAGCUUUGACUGAGGAAGAAUAAUAAAGCCCAUUGAUACACGUUAUGCUACCUUCUAGAUGAGUCUAGGAAUUCAUUCAGCCUGUCUCUCUCAGUCUGAAAGGAGGACACGUGAAGGUGAACAAUGGCUCCACGGCAGUGAUUUCCAGAACUACACAGAGCACAACUGCCCCAGGACAAGAACUAAUAAAAUACGCCAAUGAAAGGCGACAUUAUAAAAGACAUUUUUUUUUAAUCUUAACUGAAGCUGGACCUUUAUUUGUAGGUUACCACGUACUCUUCCUAUUCAUACUGAAAUGUGUAUCUACAGUAAGGAAGAACGCGUGCCUACUUGCUACAGGAUUACCUGAAGAACCAAUGUGUUUAGCACCAAGCCGUAAAGAUGAGGUUGACAUGGAACCUAAUGAUGGAGCACCCCCUGCUACUGUCAUUGAGCCUAUGGUGGUCAUACCACGGAAGGAGAAAAGAGCACCCAUAAUUUACAUUAUAGCAUCAGUACUUCUAUGGCUGGUAACUGGCACAACCAUAUCGAGUCUGAACAAAUGGAUCUUUGCAGUGUACAACUUCAAGUACCCCUUACUGCUGUCUUCUUUUCAUAUGCUUACUGCUAUUCUGCUGGACUACCCACUUAUAAGGUUUGGCCUUCUGAAUUUAAAGGCAGAAGAAGAAGUGGCAUUGAAUGCUAACGCCAGAUUUAAAGUAUUCCUUUUGAGUCUAACUUUCUGCUCCAGCAUUGCCUUCGGAAACCUUGGUCUAAGUUGUGUGCAGCUCUCUUUUGCACAGAUGAUUUAUACCACAACACCUAUCUUUACACUGUUCCUUUCGAAAGUAUUUCUGGGCACCAGACACAACACACUGAAGUACACUGCCAUGGUCCCCAUUUGCCUGGGUGCUUGUUUUAGCAUUAUUGGAGAGGUGCAGUUUGACCAAACCGGCUGCUUCUACCUUUUUGCUUCCACUUUUCUCAGGGGACUCAAAUCUAUACAACAAAGUUCACUUCUGAAGGAAGAAAAAAUUCACUCUGUAAAACUGCUGUACCUAAUGUCCAUCCCCAGCUUUUGUAUUCUGUUUUUAGCUGCCAUAGUGCUGGAGAGUGAAGUAGUAUGGGAGGUGCCACCGGACUGUGAUAAUAGACUUUGGCUUUUCAUCCUUCUGAGCUGCAUGGGAUCGGUUCUGUACAACCUUGCCAGCUUCUGCGUCAUCACAUUUACAUCCGCUGUUACCAUACAUGUGCUUGGGAAUUUGAAUAUUGUGGGGAACCUUGUUUUGUCUCGAGUCCUCUUUGGAAGUCAUCUGACGGUACUUAGCUACAUUGGAAUAGGACUUACCUUGGCAGGAAUGUUUAUGUAUCAUAACUGUGAUCUGAUAUCUGAACACUUUGCUUAUGGGAAACGUCGUCGUGCAACAGAAAGACAUACCAAAUCUGAGUGAACUCAGUUUUCAAAGAUGCCAAAGCAAAAGCUGAAUUUUGUUUUUGAGGCCCGGAUAUGAAGGUGACUGCCAUUUUGCUUGGAAGUAGUUUUACUGAAAGAUCUCUAUCAUAUAAGAUCACCUGGAUUCUGCAGAGAUGUAAGAGUAUAAGAAAAGCACAAUUCUAAUGACAUAAACAAGACAGGGCAAUCACUGGCCUAGAAGGCAUCUGUGACUUAGUGUUUCUUUCAAGAAACGGUAUAAUCUAGUACUAGUAUCCUCUUCAGAGGACUAACCCAUUUUGAUAUUGGUUCUACUUGCAAUAUUGUUCAUUGUCCAUUUGCCAUUGUAGAAUUUAUAAAAAGAGUCAAUAUAGAUUAGGUAUAACAUUUCAGUAGUACAACAUACAUAGACUGGAUAUGUAUUAUUUAUAAUACAAACAGGGACAGGGGGGACCAUAUACUCACAAAGGUGCAACAUUGCUCUAGUGCCGUUACCCACAGCAACCAUUUAGAGCUUUUCUUUUGUUUUCAAAGUUGAAGUAGACAACUACAAAACCAAAUCCUGUUUGGUUGUUAUGGGUAACUGUACAAGCCUAUAUUAGUAAAUUUGGUUCCACGUCUUCUAGUGCCCAGCUAACUACACAAGCACUGCUGUACCAGCUUAUGUAUCCUGUGUAGCUGCACAGCAUAUGAGAACAAUGUCAGUAGUUCUAGCAGCUACCUAAUAUUAACAUGCAGUCUCCAUUUCCAAAGCAAGCAGUCACAGUACAAAAUGCUUACUGCAGGUAAUAGUUGUUUCUGUCUCUUAUGAAAGAGUUUGCAACUACAUGCAGAAUGCUGAAUGAUCCCUUAAUACACCCCUCAUUGGUACACGAGUAAUGAGAACUUAAUGGGGACCUUUCUGUACCAGACAAGUGACCUAUAGAUUGCCUCUGGAUUACAUUAUGGAAUAAUUCCUAUGGGCACUGCUUUAAUCAUAUUAUGUGGUGCCAAAAAUGGAAUAUAUAAAAAAAAGUUAGGGAGUUCUAAUUAUACAUCACCAUAAAAAAAAAACAAAUGUUGUUUGUGCUUAAAAGUGUCCUGUGUUUCUAAUGUGAUUUAAGUCCCAAUUGUGUGUUUAUAUGUAUUCUACUAAGUUUGACCCUAAUAAUUGCAGCUCACUGGGUACAGAUGGAUUUGAGGCUUCUGUUGCUGCUACGAGUUUUAUUUAUUUAAUUGCCUCUUAACUGUUGCCAUACCGUGUUUUAAACCGAGCCAUCUGAAUGUCCUAAAAUAGAGACUUAGUAAAGAACUUGAAACUUGGUUGGUUAGGUGGGUAGUAACUAACUUUCAAACCUGGGAUGCUACACCUGUUCUUUAGACAGAGGGACAAGCUUUUGGCCUUUUGUUUACCUUUAACUAACCAUAUAAAGCUAAAACAUUAUGUAUAUAAUAACAAUCUUGUCUAGAAAUGCAUAGCUACUAGACUGCUGGAUUCAAUCACUUGUGCAACAUAAAUGACUACAUGGUACAUUAUUAGCUUACUUAAACUCCCCUGACCCUGAACUGAAAGCUCAACUAAAUGUAUUAUACUGGAAUAUUAAGAUGAAAGCACCCACCCCAUGUUGUUGCCAAACAAGUGGAUCUUUCACCUUGAGGUGGGCGAUAUCAGACUGAUCUGAUCCCCUAGGGCCAAAUGAUUGGGUUACAAUGAUGGGAAUACAGGCCAUCGGAGCAAGGACCUCAUCAAUGAACCAAUAAGGCCAAUAAGCUUUGAAAAGAUUUUUAGCCAGAUUUCGGUUGGGUAGGCCUGUCGGAGUGUCCCAAACACGGGCAGAUAAGCUGCCGGGACUGAAGGAGCAAAAUCAGCAGCUAAAAUCUGCCCGUGUAUGGCCAAUUUUUGUCGAAACAUAGUGGUAAAGUAUGUAUCAAAUGAGAUUCCAGGCCAAAAAAAGAGACCAAGGGGCCUAUUUAUUAUGCUGUGUAAAAUUUGAAGAAAAAACGGUGUAAAAAGCUGUGUAAAGUAAAGACUAAUUUCGCCGCUUCCUGCAGAAGAAAAAAUGUGUAAAAAAAUUACUCCAUUUUUUUUACACUGCAUAAUAAAUAGGCCCCCAAAUGUUUUCAUACUUAAUUUAAUACUGCCAAUAUCAUCUAAAAUGAAGUCUUUGGAUGAUACAUCCCAGUGCUUAUUCUAGUUUUAAUGAAUGGAGAGCCAUAAAAAUUAAGCAUUAUUUUGUCAGAAAUAUAACGGAUAUACUGUAUAUUCCUCCAUAGCUGCAAUUAUAGUGAUAAAUGCAAAGUUAUAAUGCAGGAGAUUCAUGGUGAAUUGCAAGCCUUCCUCUCCUCAACAGUUUGCUCCAUAUGGUAGAUAAAUCAAGCUUUCUGUAAAAUGCCCCCAGCCAGUCCUGGGAUAUAUGAAUGUGCCUAUACUGAUUAGUGUUAGAAAACGAUUUAUUUUUUGUUUGCACUAUUUUUAAUUGCUAUUAGAAUAAAAGGGAAAUAAGUGGUUGUGUGCUCUCUAGUGUAAAAUCUAAGGAUCAGUAUUCACCAUGGAGUUUUAAGAUCAGAUAAGAGUAGGUAUAGGGCUUUGGACAUCCAAGAUUACUUAAAUUAUCCUCAUAUUUUAUUGUAGUACAGGGUAAAUUAUGUUUGGUAAGAUGGAAUGUGUGAUUUUGCAGCCUUUGUGAUGCUGUUGUUUGUGGCAGCUCCUAAGAUAUUAAUUUUGAUUAUAGACUAUUAUUUGUUUGUCUGCAGUUAGGUACUUUGUAUUAUUUAUACAUUAGUUUAUGGUUUUUCUCUUUGUGCAAUAGGGACAGAGUUGCUUUGUAAUUACAUUUGGUUAAAAGGGGUGAGUGGUUACGGUUUAGGCAAUCAGUAUAUGUCUUUUAAUUAAAUUAAGCUUGUCCUUCA
Molecule: messenger RNA, 4620 nt
Organism: Xenopus tropicalis (tropical clawed frog)
Lineage: Eukaryota; Metazoa; Chordata; Amphibia; Anura; Pipidae
Gene: slc35e4
Product: solute carrier family 35 member E4
Exons: 3
Coding region: 677-1750 (357 amino acids)
Cellular component (GO): membrane
Source: RefSeq, a predicted model, not a curated record